Messenger RNA from Tyto alba (common barn owl), 10106 nucleotides. RefSeq names its product erythrocyte membrane protein band 4.1 (gene EPB41). Gene Ontology annotation, molecular function: structural molecule activity; actin binding. The transcript has 21 exons. Gene Ontology annotation, biological process: cortical actin cytoskeleton organization. The record is from RefSeq and is a predicted model, not a curated record. Lineage: Eukaryota; Metazoa; Chordata; Aves; Strigiformes; Tytonidae. The coding region runs from base 8 to 2884 and encodes 958 amino acids. Gene Ontology annotation, cellular component: plasma membrane; cytoskeleton.
GGGCUGGAUGCUUCGGGACAGCAUCAUCAUGACAACAGAGAAGAGUCCAGCGGCAGACGCCGACAAUUCGGAUCAGCAGCAAACCAAGGAGGAGGAAGGAGCUUCUGAAACACAAAAGCAAGAGGCUUCCCUAGAGGAAGGGGCUCAGCAGACGUCGGAGGGACAGGCUGCAGUGGGGCAGAAGCAGGCGGCCUCCAACGGUGAUACACCCACGCACGAGGAGCAGAGCAAGAAGGAGCGCCGCACCUCCGAGGGCCGGGGUCUCUCCCGCCUGUUCUCAUCCUUUCUCAGGAGGCCCAAGUCUCAGGUGUCAGAAGAGGACAAAGACACUGAUGCUCCUAGAGAGGCGGGAGGUGACCAGAAAGACCCAGGAUUAGGAGCCAGCCCUGAUGAAGACAUCUUGGUGAAAGCCCCAAUUGCAGCUCCUGAGCCUGAGCUCAAAACUGAUCCAUCACUAGAUCUCCAUUCCUUAAGCAGUGCAGAAACACAGCCUGCGCAGGAGGAGAGGAGGGACGACCAGGAGCCGGCGAGCAAAGACCUCGGGGACAAGGAAGGAGGGGAAGCGAAGGAAGAGUGUGCCAAGCCAGAGCCAAAACAAGAGACUCCGGAGACCAAAGCAGAGAAGGAUUUGAAAGCUGCCCAGAAAGCAGUAAAAAGACACAGAAACAUGUACUGCAAAGUCGUCUUGCUGGAUGACACCAUUUUUGAGUGCGCCGUGGAUAAACACGCCAAGGGGCAGGAUCUACUUAAAAAAGUCUGCGACCACCUCAAUCUCCUGGAAGAAGACUACUUUGGUUUGGCCAUAUGGGACACGCCAACCUCCAGGACAUGGCUGGAUCCCGCCAAAGAAAUAAAAAAACAGGUUCAUGGAGGCCCCUGGGAUUUUACCUUCAAUGUCAAGUUUUAUCCACCGGAUCCUGCGCAGCUGACAGAGGACAUAACCAGGUAUUACUUGUGUCUUCAGCUUAGACAAGACAUCAUUACAGGGCGGCUGCCCUGUUCCUUUGCAACUUUGGCUCUGCUGGGUUCAUACACAGUCCAGUCUGAGUUGGGAGACUAUGAUCCUGAUCUACACAGCCCGGAUUACAUCAAUGAAUUUAAAUUGGCCCCAAACCAGACAAAAGAGCUUGAAGAGAAGGUUGUGGAGCUUCAUAAAACAUACAGAUCCAUGACUCCAGCCCAAGCAGACCUGGAGUUUCUUGAGAAUGCAAAAAAGCUGUCUAUGUAUGGAGUUGACCUUCACCAAGCCAAGGACUUGGAAGGAGUGGAUAUCACUCUGGGAGUCUGUUCCAGUGGCCUUCUUGUUUACAAAGAUAAACUGAGAAUCAACCGCUUCCCUUGGCCCAAAGUCCUGAAGAUUUCCUACAAACGCAGCAGCUUCUUUAUAAAGAUUCGGCCAGGGGAACAAGAACAGUAUGAAAGUACAAUUGGGUUCAAGCUGCCAAGUUACCGGGCAGCAAAGAAGCUGUGGAAAGUAUGUGUUGAACAUCACACAUUUUUCAGGCUGACUUCCACCGAGGCCAUCCCGAAGAGCAGGUUCCUAGCGCUGGGCUCCAAGUUCCGCUACAGCGGCCGGACGCAGGCGCAGACAAGGCAGGCGAGUGCCUUGAUCGACCGACCCGCUCCCCAGUUCGAGCGGACGGCAAGUAAGCGAGCCUCCAGGAGCCUCGAUGGAGCGAAACGUGCGACUCAAAAAGUUGAGUUCAGAGCCGUAGAGGAAGAGAAGCAGGAGGAGGUGGUGGUGGUUGAGGUUCCCGAACCAAAACCCAUGGAUCAGAUCCGAGAGAAGCCAGCCAAACACGCUCUUGAAGCUUUUGAAAUGAAACCCAUUGCAGAGGAGGAAGAGGAGGAGGAGAAGGUAGAGGUGGUUAAGGUUCCCAUUGCCAAGCCAAAGUUACCGGAGCCGCUGCAGCCGCGGUCAGCCAAACGUGCUCUUGGCAAUGUUGAGAUAAGCCCUAUUGAAGAGGAGAAGGAAGAAAAAAUGGUGAUGAUGAGAGAACUAGAGCCGGUCCCGAAGGAGUCAGCAGUGGCCGUGAUAACCCCUGAGAGGAGUCCCCGUCCCACCUCUGCCCCAGCCAUCGCUCAGAGUCACGCUGCAGAGCCAGUCCCAGCUAAGCCUGGCGUGAAGGACACGGUCGCUGCAUCUAAAGUAGAAAAGGAAACAGUGAAACACGAUGUGAGACGUGAAGAAAUCCCACCAGAGAAAGCCAAGCCGGAACCAGCCGAUGCAUCGAAGGUGAGGAAAACGCACAUUGAGGUCACAGUACCCACCACGAAUGGUGACCAGCCCCAGCAGCAGCCUGCAGAAAAAGAGGAAGAACUGAUAAGAAUGAGGAAGAAAAGAUCAAAGAGGCUAGAUGGUGAAAACAUUUAUAUCAGGCAUAGCAAUUUAAUGUUGGAGGAUCUAGAUAAGACCCAAGAAGAAAUAAAGAAGCAUCACGCCAACAUCAGUGAGUUGAAGAAGAACUUUAUGGAGUCCGUCCCGGAGCCUCGGCCGAGUGAAUGGGACAAACGUUUGUCCACUCACUCCCCUUUCCGAACCCUCAAUGUCAACGGGCAGAUUCCCAUGGGAGCAGAUGGAGUCAAGAAAGUCACUGUCCUAUCUUCUGAGAGACAGGUUGGUGGGCUUGAGACACAGGAACGUCCUCUGUUAGUACAGGAUGAAGACAAACUAAAAAAGCAGGCGAUACCUCCUGAGACAGCCUUUCCCCGGCAAGCAAGUGAAGAAACUCUUCCAAAGGUUUCUAUUCCAAUUCCUGAAGAGCAGAAAUCACUCAAAAAGUGUCAGCUGUACUCUAGCAUUUUUCCUUCUCCACAUAUUCCCUUUAUGAUGUCCUUUCUCCUGGUCGUAGCACUGACUGUUUGGUGGCUGCUCUUUCUCUGAGUGGCAACAGGGUCAUGUUGAAACCUCAAGACCAAAGCUCCUGAAUUUCUUGUCCGUAGCCUCUGCUGCAUCUUCCUUGUCCUGGUCUUUGAUCUCCGUAGUUCGCUGUCCUGGGGAGGGACAGCCCGCGACUGUCGUGUUAAUCCUGCUGUGUGUCAUUGUGUAGCUCUGAUCCGGGACCUGGCAGGGAGUGGUCAUGGAUUGCCAGUUCCAUUUUGAAGUUUCCUAGUGCGCAAAAACAAAUUCUCUGAACCGUGCUCCUGGUUGCUGUAAGAGGGCAGGCGGGGAGUGUAAACACGUGGGAGGAGACAUUUGCUUCUUCAGCCCCUGGAGAUGCCACAUAGGAGUUGCUGAAGACUUGCUUUUAAGCUUGUUGUUUUAAAAGUUAUAUGUUCACAAGCUGAAGAACAUUUGAUACUGAUCCGACAGAGGCUUUACAGUAAUCUGUUGAAUCUAAUCCAUAACCACUCCUUUUCUAGGAAACUAAGAUUGGUAUUUAAAUAAAAAGUGCUGAUUGUCAAUGCUGCUGUUAGUGUUAACUUAGAGACAGGGACAGGCAAGUUUUCAUUUUCCCAGUGGGGGAAGCUUUUUGCAAAGCAUCGCAGCUUCCUUCUUGCACCCCUAUUCUCGUUUCCAAGAAAAUACGUUGUGUUAUAGGACAAAGCCCAUUGCAAGGAAAUAUUUAUUGUAAACAUAGAUUAAUCGUUUUUCUGAAUCUGGUGGUCUUGAUGCUUCAGAUGUGUUUUAUUUAAUUUGUGUUGAACUAACUGACGCAUGUUUGCUUAGGUCACAGGAAUGGAGUAACCUGCUGUUAGGUACGUCUCCUCUGUUAGCAUGUUGACCUUACCACAUCAGGACACACUUCUAAUGUUAAAGCCAUCGAUUGUUUUGACUUCUCUAACAAAACCCUUGCAUGCCGCCUGUUGUUUAUUGCCUACAAAUGUAAAUGUCUGGAUGAUGCUCACAUUUAUCCGAGUUACCCUGGUUGAGCUGUGUAGGCUCCAAGAUGAGCUGCCCAGCUGGGCUGAGCAGAACUGGUUUGCGAGCUGGAGGGAAGAUGGGACUUUGUGUCUAAGGGGUUUCUUUUCUGUAUAUAGUACUUACAGGACUGAGCUGAGCCAACCGCUUCUCCUUUCGGUAGUAAUCUGCUUUCUGUUGCUUUCUCUGGAGGAUUGGUGUAGACACAGUUACUCCAGAGAACAGCCACCAGUGCCAUCAUUGUUGGGAGCUGCUCCAGCAGCACAGAAGAGAAAGGAGUAGACCUUUAUUACAGGGACUAAAAUGUGUGAAUAUCUAUAAAUACAUGUAUUUAUAUCCCUUUAUAGAUCUGUAUCUGUGUGAACAGUGUUAUUUAGGAAGCUAGCAGAUAAGCUUGCAGGAAGAAGACUUAAAGCAAAUAUGGCAUGUGCUGUCUGAUCUGAAGGGCCGUGGUGUAUCACGGACCACUUGAGCUGCCUCUCUUGCUCUCAGUGUACAGGUUGAGGCUCUCUAAAUGCUGUCUCAGAAACUUAGGUUGCUAGUGAAGCCCUUCACUUUAAUCUUGCAGGAAUCUUUCCAAUUACUCUUGUAACCUGCUCCAAUGAGUUCACCAGUUUGUGCCUUUAGGACUUUGUUUUGUGAGGAUGCUGAUUUUUCAUUAGAAAGUAUUCUUCCCUUUUUAACGCACUGCCUUUAAUACACAGUCUUCCUCUUUCAGCAGUUGGAAGUGUAGAAGUCGCUGGGUGGUGGCGCAGGCGUACCGUGGCGCGAGGGAGAGCUGUCGGCGGCGCGGCCGGCCGGCGUGCUCGGCACAGGCAGCGGACGGACGGUGCUGCUCGCUGGGCUGCGUGCCUGCAUCCUAGGAGCACGCCCUAGAAAGCACUUGAACUCCAGUGAGCUUCAGCGUGAAGUUUAGGAAGACUAUCUGGAGAAGGUGGGCCCUGGAGAGGAGAGGUGGGGGAGGAUGCUGAGGUGCCACAUGCUGUGCAGAAGGUGCAAGAUGGAAGAUGCCUGGGGGAUGCUUCUGGCUGAGGUUCCCUGCCUGAAUCUCCUUCCCAAAGUUGGAACAGACAUGAUGAAAACCAGGGAGUGUUCAUUCUUGCCAACCCGGCGUGGAGAGGGAAGGGACAGGAGUUGGUUGGAUCUUUCUCUGUCCAUUUUCUGUCCAUAUUUCCUGGAGAAGAGCAGCUUAAACACACACCUGCUUCCUUUACAAAAGCCAUCGCUCGGGUUAGCUGCUGUGAUGCUGCUUUGAGCGCAGUUGAGGUUACUGCAUGCUGUCUUUCUGAACUGAUGAUAAGUACUUUGAAGCCAUACCAGUGGCUCUUGCAAAGCUGUGGUUUCUGUAGCUCUAUCAUACCAUUUCUAAAGGACCUGAAGUCUAGAAAUCUUUGCCCAGAGCAAUGUUUGAAUAUAGUGCUCAGGGUAUCAUCGCAGAGUGAUGAGAGAUGCACUCUGUUACUUAAACGCAAUUCUUUAUCUUCUUAAUUAAAACGGUGUCUCUCUUGCUUUUUCUUUUUUUAAAUCUUGAGAUAAGGCUGGGUGUCAUCAGCAAAAAUACUUUGAAACUUUACAUUCUGAGAAUGCUCAGGAACAUUUUGGAGAUUUAUAUAACAAUUAUCACUGCAGAGUAUAAAGAAACUGAACAAAUGCUUUAUAUUUCUAUGGCAGUUUAGAGUCCAGUUAUCUAUAUUCAUCCGGGUGGAUAUGAUCUCUUCCGACAGAGGAAGCCUGUAGCUUAUCAGGAACAGAAACCUCAUCCGUUCGAUGCCGCAGUGAUGUGCCCGCUCUGCUCCAGCCCCUUUGCCAGUCCCUUCUCUGCUUUUAUUCCUCGUUUGCUUGUAAGGCAAAGGAAGUUACAGACCACAUAAGGUCUUGUUCCUGCACAUUAUGUAUCUCGUACACAUUGGUGCUGUGCUGGUUGAUUCCUGGUUUCACCCUUUUCCCUUGAUGUCCCCGCAGGAUGCGGUGCUGAAAGAAGGGAUUUCGGGGUGCCUGCUGUUGUACCCGUGCACCGGGAGAGUUGAUUUGCUGUAGCUUUGUGUAAGGGCAGAGGUCUCAGGGUUUUCGUAGAGGAACCAACGCGUGUACUUUGCUCCCUUUUUUCCUCAGGAACAAACUUACUGGGAAGCACUGGCAGCCCUCCCGGCUGCCUGCCCCGACACUGCCACUGACCCCGAGCGGUGGUGGGAUUGAUGGACCCUGUUUGUACGUGGCUGGUGCCGGGCCAGCCUGUGAGUGAGGGAGAACUGAAUUGUCUCGUCCAAGGGGAAGCUGGAAAUGUCCACAGCACGUAACCUCAUCCAGGUUGGCGUGAGAAAUCCUGAUUUUUCAGUGUGACAUGCUGCAGAAAAUGACAUUUCAAUGACUCUGCCAGGCCGGUGUCAUAGCUAUGAUAAGACUACCAGCAGUUUUGGUGUUUAAUUAGACUUUCCCAGUGUUUCAUGGUGUGGCCACUCGGCUGCAGCAGGGCUCUUUGGUGCUCAUGUGUGAGAUCCACUUAGCGGCUGUUGAGGCUUCAGCGUUUUCCAUCACGAAGUUGGUGGUUUGCUCUGCACUCACUUUCUGAAUCUUCUUACCCUGAUACCAUCUCUUCUCAACAUGAGAUAAAAUGCAGAGUAGAUUCUUGUGCUUUCAUACUUCAGGAAAAGGUGGACGUUAGUAUUUUGAAGCAGCAAGUGUGCCAGAGCUGAUUGCUUCAAAGCCGGAUUCAGCUCUGAGGCUGCGUUAGAUAUCGGGCUCUGUCUGUGAUGAUCAUUGUUGAUAUUCAAGGUGUAGGUUACUGUAAAAUAACAUCCGUUUUUUGCUUUUCUGUUAUUAAAGGUGAACAGACAAAUGAGGGUACUGUCUGCAUCUCCUGCUGUGUGCUGCUUUGCACUGUGGGUCAGUAAGAUGAUGAACUGAGGCCUCUCUGUGGGCAGGUCAGGUUUAGGGUAUGGAGUUAAGCUCAGAUGAGCUCUCCUUCCUUGCAGUUUGUGUGGUAACUAGUGACGACCCUGAAAAGUAGGUAUUCAAUAUUUAUCUCCUAUCCUGAAAUAAUGAGGAGAGGUGGAUUUCCUCGGUGUGGCACCAAAGUUUGGAGGAAUGAGGUUGGGCUGGCCUUGCUCUGUCCAUUCCGUGGGGCUUCUCAGGAAGGUUAUGGGUAAAGUGUUUUUCACUUCACGUAAGAGUCAGUAAUGUGUCACUCUGAGAAUUAUUCCACUGGUUUAUUGGGUUUUCUUUUCUCCUGGCCAUGAGUUAACGGCACCUGUUCUGAUUUACAGACUGAGGUAGGAUGCUCUCUGGAAAAAUUUAGCCCAAAGACAGAUAAUGGAUUCAUUUAGAAACUCUUUAAUCUGCAUUUACCAGGGGGUGACUUUGGAGAACCUCACAAUAGUGGUUUCUCUUGGGUCCCGGUUUGCAUCUGUCCUGGUUUGUGAAGCUGGAGGGAAUGACUAGCCUUGGUUUAUGCCACUUUGGGAUCUUCUACCAGUGGUACAUGUCACAUUGGAUCAGUUUGUGGGGACUAAAACCACUUUCUUUUUUACCUAAAAUGCUCUCUUUUGGAACACCUUUUCGGUUUUGUAUUUUUUCUCAGAUUUUUCUUUGUAAAUAUGUACAUUUAUCAUUAAUAAAUGUUAUUGCAAAUCAGAUUCUUCUUUCCACUGCUUAUUAACAAAAAAGGUAUAUGUGACUUGUGUUAACGACUUCCUGGGACUAACCCUCAGUGUUGCUUUCUCAAAGCAGGAGCCAUCAGACCCCAGGUCAUUACCGCUUGCAUUCAGGGUGUUGGGUCUGCUGGACACUCUCAAGUGUGGGUUUUGUGCUCCUGGGGAGAGGGCACAUGCAAGACUGUGGCUGUAACCAGUGCAUGUUCUCAAACUGUCCAGAAUAAUUUGAUUGAGGAUUAAAUCUAGUUUGGUUCAAGAAAGGCUUUGUUUGCAGAGGGUUCAAAAGGUUCAGCCCUCUAGCAAAUACUUAAUGUAACACUACCAAGUUCUACCUCUUUGCUUCUGAGACUGAAGGACAGGAAAAACAGCUUGCAGAAAGUUGUCCCUGGAGCAGAAGUGUUGCAGGUCCUGCACAAUGCACCUGCAAGAGUCUCUGCUCUGCACGUUGUGUUAAUUUAAGGACACAAAUGUGCCUUUCUGUUUUUUUAAGUGAAGAAACCAUGUUCCUAAUUAACCAGCGCCUUUCUGCUUGGUAAUACAAUGCAAGGCUCUGGUUGGGUUUUAGCUGGUUGAAGCUGCCUGAGGUUGUAUCUAGGGUUGUAUCAAGAGGCAGUCUUUAUUUUAAUUCCCACCUUUUCAUCUGUGAGAAUAUUUACUUCUGGAUAAACAGUUGGGCUCAUCCUGUGCUGUCAUGAGUGAUCACAGGAAAGCAAGUCUGGCUGUGAUUGUGCUGCUGCUCUCCUGGAUGAGGCUGGCACCAGAGCAGAGCUGUAACUUUAUGAAAUAAUGCAAGUGAAAUGCAGCAGCAUAAACUUGAUGUCAGUGAUAAACCCUGAUGGUAUCCCCACUCUUUUCACUUGCUGCUGCUACGCUAAACCGGAGACGGUGUUUGCAAUGCUACUAGCAGCAGCUUGUCUGCAGAGGGAAUUUGGAAUAAGAAGCCUCUCAUCCAAGGGUAUCUGCCCUACAGAAGGGAUGGGAAGGGGAUCAGGAUGGAUGGGGAGAGGAAUCAUAUUGCUCAGCAACCUUAUUUUAAUAAUCUAAGUAUUGAUCUUGAGGUUGUUUCGUGUUGCCAAAUUGUUGAUGCAGUAGGCUGACUGCUGUGUAUCAUGUAAUAUCCUGGGAUUCUUGUUCAUGACAACAGUUUAAUCUUUUUAAGCUUGUAGCAUGAUGUGUAUUUUCUAGCCUUAGUUUUAACUUUGGUGAAAUUCUUUCAUCCUUCUUGAUUUUGACUGGGCUGGUCAGGGUGUUGUGAUCAGAUCAAUGGCAAUUACAAAAUCCAUCCGAAGCUGCGAAUCCGUAGGUAAUGGCCAUCAUUUUCAAAUGCCAGUGUUUGUUGAAUGGCUUCUAAACUGUUUAACUUCUAUCUUUAAGGCAAAGCAGUUCUAUAAGGGGCAGCAGGUACUGUAAAAUAAGGAUCUCUUGUUUUCUGCUUUAUAACACUUUUUACCAAGUGCUUUGACAACUGUGAGAUUGAGCAUCAUUUGAUCUGGGAGUUCUCACUGGUGAGUGUGUUUUGCUGCAAAAGCAACAUCAUCAUCUACUUGUGCAUCUGUAGACAGUCACACCGAGCCUGUCAGCUUCUGUGGAUACGUGUUCGGGGAUAACCUAAUAACACGCACCAGCACGAAGGACGGCAGUGCCGCAGUGGACAAGAAGGGGACUGGGAAGUACUAACUAGCUGGGAUUUCUAGCAUUUAAUGUGGUCAUUGUAGGGAGUUAGUAUGCACUGUAAUUUAAUGUUUUUAUCAAUUUUUAUCAAAUGUCUUUGGUAUUUGGAGAUUGACUUCAUUUUAGUAUUCCUUAAGUUCCCUGCAGGACAGGAGUCUGGUAUGGGAUGAGGGUGGUUGAAUAUUUCUGGGGAGAGAGGCAGCAGCAUGCCUGCAUGGGCUGCAGAAAACGGGGAUCCACUCUGGCAGUUCAGGGCAGCUGGAUCAUUUGAAUAUAUCCUGAUCCAAAGUAGUAGGUUCUUGAAAAAAUACAGAUUUUAUACAAAAACAUUUUUAAAGAAAAAGAAAUCCUUUUGGUCACUGGUAUCAGCCAUGCAAUUAAGCCUGUUAUUAAUUUAUCCCCAUUCUGAAUUACUGUGUGUCACUUUUUACACUGUAAUGCUUAAAUUAAGCUAUAUUGUCAGUAUUUGUCAACAUCAGGUGCACAAAGAUUUGUAUUUAGCAGGGUAAUGUUUUAGUUGCAUUCAUGUCUGGUUCAAUUUGUUUCUUCUGGGGUGCUGCAUCCUGUCCUGUAUUUUCUUUACACUGCGUAUGGCUUGUGCGAAUAGCCUGCUUCGUGUUUGAUUUAGGCACCCCUGGUUUAGUUUUGUGUCUCUGGAAAUGAGUAGUUUGCAGCCCAGGCACUCCCAGGUUUCCUGGGUCUCAAGGAGAGCUUGGAACUCUGCAAAUCUGAGCGCUCGAAAAAGAAAUGCUUUUGUAUUUGCAAAUUAAAAUAAAUCUUGAUAAGAUCAGAAUUCGUAACAGUUGUUCAAAUUCCUAGGGGGUUUUUGGGUUGUGUUUCCUUUUUUUCUUAUACAAAGAUAAUCUUUUCUAGCCUACAUGCAAACUGCGUUUUUAAGUAUAGGAACAAACAUAGUUGUAUUU